Messenger RNA from Coffea arabica (coffee), 1806 nucleotides. The record is from RefSeq and is a predicted model, not a curated record. Lineage: Eukaryota; Viridiplantae; Streptophyta; Magnoliopsida; Gentianales; Rubiaceae.
AUGAGUACCCAUCCAGAGUCAUUUGAUAGGCCUGCAACCACAUCACCGUUUGACUUGGUGAAUCUGGGAGCUCAGCUGAGUGAAGUUUUCAGCCGAUUUAAUGAGCUGAGCGUUGAAAUGAUGACCCAACGGCGCGUAAUCGAUCAAUUGGUCACUGGAGGGGCUAGCGGUGAGCAGCAACAUGAAUCCUUACCCCUGGCCCAAUCUGAACCAAUACUUUUACCCUAUGCUCAAAUCUCUGUUACUUCACAAGCUAUGAAUCCACCUGAAGAAGCCUUUACAUAUCCCACUCAUGGCCCACCACCUAUUUAUGCACCCAACAUCCAAAUUAACCCUCCUCAUGUCCAAAUUCCCCAAAAUUAUCCGCCAAUUACUAUGAGCAUGCCAUUCGAAUCACAAGGACCUCAUUAUUAUCCCACCGCUGAGCCAUUCAUCCUCAAUACCGCCGCUCAAGGAAAAGUUGAAGUCGGGGAGUCAUUUGUACCGAUGGACAAGAACUUGCUAAAGAGAUUAGAUCGAUUUGAGGAGUUUAUAAGGAAAAGCCAAGGUGUGAGCAAGCAAGGAGGUCUAGACUACAGCGAACUAUGCUUGUUUCCGGAUAUGCAAUUGCCGAUGGGUUUCAAAGCGCCCAAAUUUAGCAAGUACGAUGGAAAUGGCAAUCCCAAAACACACAUUCGGAUGUUUGCAAACAAGCUAGGGAAGCCGAUAGAUGAUGAGAAUCUACCUGUGCGCCUAUUUCCCGAGAGUCUAGAAGGUGACGCGUUGGAUUGGUACUCCAAUUUGAAGCCUGAGGAUAUGAAAUCUUGGAUGGAUUUGUCAACCGCUUUUAUGAGGCAGUACGAAUACAAUUGCGAGCUUGCUCCAACGAGGUCCACACUUGAGGGAACCAAGAGGAAGCCAUCGGAGGACCAUAAGACGUAUGCAAAAAGAUGGAGGAAAUUGGCUGCCAAAGUAGAGCCUCCCAUGACUGAAAAUGAGAUUAUUCGCACGUUCAUCAAAGCUCAUGACCCGCCCUACUUUGAGGAAAUUUUUCGAAUGACCGGGUGUUCCUUUGCCGAGAUGGUUAAUAAAUUGGAAGAAUUUGAUGAGUUUGUGAAGGCCGGGAAAAUUGUUAAUGUGUCGACAUUGAAGAUGCAACUAGAGGCUCUGCAAGGACAGAAUAACAGUGAGAAGAAGUCCCAAUUUAAGGAAAAAGAAAGGGAAACUGCUUUUGUUGGGAAACAGAGCCCCUCAGCCAGACCUAGAUUUUCAAAUCACCCUACUUAUUCAUCCACCUACCCAUACUACCCAAACUCUCGCCCUAUUCACCAUCCUCGACCCCGGCCAAAUUACCCAAACACAUCCACUAUACCAUAUCAUACUUCUCCACCAAACUUUCCAACUAGACCUCACCCUCCUUAUCAUCCAAGAUCCACUUUACCCGUCAACCCGACCUACCACUAUCACCAAACCAGUGACACCCAAAAUCCAACGCCAUACCGAACUUUCACCAAUUUGGGUUGGCCUGUUGACCAAUUAUAUGAGCAAUUGAAAGCAGUCGGGAAAAUUGGUGUUAUACCUCCUAAUAUCUAUUUUAACCGUUUUCCCUCUGACUAUGACCCUCAAGCCGUCUGCGCUUAUCAUUCUGGAGCUCCUGGGCAUUCCACCAAUAAUUGUCGGGCAUUGAAACAUAAAGUCCAGGAUAUGAUCGAGGUCGGAGAAAUAGUGCUAAGGGAAAAGGAUAUACAAGGAUCGAGUGUAAGUACAAAUCCUUUUCCUAAACAUAAGGACGCCUUUGAGACAUCCACCCCUCAUGAGGAAAUUUGA